This is a messenger RNA of Ilex paraguariensis (yerba mate), 312 nucleotides long. The record is from the annotation of a GenBank genome assembly. Lineage: Eukaryota; Viridiplantae; Streptophyta; Magnoliopsida; Aquifoliales; Aquifoliaceae.
AUGUCAGCAAUUUCCAUUGCUAAACCGCAUUGUAGACCUGUGGAGGGAUACCCUGUGAAAUACAAGCCCAAACCAAAAGGGAUUAGAAUGCAAUAUCAGGAACCACUAGGUUAUUCCUAUAUGUCUAUGGAGAGAAGGCUUCUCAAAUGGAGACGACCAGGGAAAAGGUUUGAGAGACUUACUGGGAUCCACCCUGCAGAUAGAAACAUACUGUUCCGCGGCAUUUGGCACAGGAUGGCUUGCAGUGGAUUUUCAUCAUUUGUGCUUGUAGGAAGUUAUUUUCUGGCAAUUGAUCACCUGGUUUCGAGAUGA